Molecule: messenger RNA, 2758 nt
Organism: Pogonomyrmex barbatus (red harvester ant)
Lineage: Eukaryota; Metazoa; Arthropoda; Insecta; Hymenoptera; Formicidae
Product: cilia and flagella-associated protein 47-like
Biological process (GO): cilium assembly
Cellular component (GO): cilium
Molecular function (GO): protein binding
Source: RefSeq, a predicted model, not a curated record
UGUAAGGUCUGUAACUAUAACUAUUUUGCAUUUUUAUUUAUUAAUAAUAGCAAAUAUAUGGAAAGAAUAAUGACAGUUAUGGAAGAAUGGAUGUAUUCGGGCCCAUUAAAGUUUAGAUUUUAUCCAAACAUCUCCUAUGGCAUUACGACAGCUUUUUCAUAUUUCUACACAAAAAAAGAUCAUAUAUGAAAGAUUCUAAACAGAAAAAUGAUGCAGCUGUGCCGUCAUUUAUCAAUGUCCUCGAGUCGCUCGUAGGCUCCAAUAUUCGCACUUAUUUGGGAGAAUUGUAAUAUUAUAAUAUUCACGCAUUUGAAUAUGUUUCUUCAAAUAUAUUACUGUACUUCUUUGUUCAAGGUCAAAACAAUCAUUACCUGAAAAUAACGUUCAAAGAGUCGAUUAUGUUCUUCAAUUAUAUAAAAAGAUGCUUGAUUUUCUUUUAUCUCAUGGAGCUUAUCUAAUUCAUAUUUCGCCGCAACUUCUUCUCAAUUAUGACGACUAUUUAAUUAGCAUUGAUAUAACACAAAACAAUGUGAGUUACAAGUUAUGAGCUACGAGUCAUGAGAGAGUUUUAUUUAACACACAAACAAAAUUUAAUAAGAUUUCUAUUAAAGGUCAAUAGAUGGAAAAAAUGUUUAUUUAGACUAUAAAUGAUUUAUUUUUUUCACGGCUAAUUAUUACAGGCACGAAGAAAGAAUCUCGGUGCGAAUUAUGACCAAGACGAACGGCUACCGCGAUACUUAUUCGAAUCGCGAAGUAAACAAUGUUGGCUAGAUGUGAUUUUGCAAACGUACAAAUGUUUUGUACUCCGUGGAAUACACAAACGUAAAUUCUGGAACGGGUUCUCUGCAACGGGUCCCUCGAAGAGGUCUACGGUGUAUCGGGAAUCGAUAAUAUCAUCUACAUCGAGGUUCGUUAUACCGCGAUACGUAAUUCCGCAAUCGCGUUUCUAAUCUGGUACACCUUUCCCAGCUCGCCGAGACAAUACGAGCUACACGAGAGUGCUAUUCGGAAUAUCGCAAAUUUGCCAAACCGUGAACUCACGACCUCCGACGAGUAUUGCUCGGAAGAAAAGUUUCUCCUGGCUUGGCUGCAAUAUCAUUACGAGCAACAACGAGCGCGAGAUUGGAUGACCGAUCGCCGUGUAAUCUUGAAUCCACGAAGGAAGCGGGAUGUGGCCGAACGUCGCACAAUCCAGAAUUUUCAUCGCGACUUGUCGGAUGGUCUUGUAUUAAUCGCGGUUACCGUGGCCUACUGUCCCUUUCUUAUUGACGAGCAUUUUAGUAAUUUGUACAUCUGCCCGAAAAACAAAAAGAGAUGCUGCAUAACGCUAUUUGUCUAGUCACCGCUUGGAGAAAAAUACGACUUUGCUUUAUGAUUACGCCUAUGCAACUAGUUAAUUCGAAUCAAGUGCAAAUGUUAAUACUGGUCGUCCAUCUUUACCAAAUUUUACCAACGUACGUACCCUAUACCAAGAUCAAAUUUAAUUGUUCGUUGUCUCAAACCGUAACGAAGCAAAUAAGCGUUUCGAACCCGACAGAUAACCCAGUAAAUUAUUUAUUGCUACUCCUAAGCAAUGUUAAUCAUUCUUUUUCUAUCCUGAAGCCGGUGUCAAUUUUACAUUUAAAUGCCCAUAGCAACAGCCAAGUGCAAAUACAAUUUCAUGCCAAGAAAAUACGAAACAGUAGAGCGUACUUGAUCCUUUGCGGUUGGGCUAUUGGACCACAUUUUGGAAGAAAUCAGAUCAUCGUCUUAGAGAGUUACAUCGAUAAUCUAGGAAUUGCGAGCGAAUAUACUAUACGUAGCAAAUUGUAUGAGGUUGUCGAGAAAAAUUUGAGAAUCAGCGUACCUUACAAAAAUGCGGCAGAAUAUGAGAUAUGGAUGACAGAGGAACGGCCAAGCCAUCCUUCAUCUCUAAAAAUGACACAAUGGAGUGAAUUGCUCACUAGGAAAAUACCGAGAAGACUUUUUCUGAAUCAGAAAUCAAUAUUUGUUGCUGAAGGAGCAUUAGAAGCGUAUUUAUCUAUCAGCGUGGCAUGUAUUGCUGCUAAACAACGAACAUUUUGGUUGAUUUUUCAAGCGCAAACGGGCGACUUUAUUAUUCAAAUAAAUUCAAUUUGGCAACCAUUAAUCAACGAUCACAUCGUUGUUAAAUGGACAACUCAAAGAGAAUGCCCUUGUUCAGAUUGGCAAAGUGUAAGCAUAAGAGACACUUGCCCGUUUAAUAUUGAUAUACCAUCGUGUAACAUUCAACUUCGAAAAUGUGUUGCUGAAAUGUUUCAAAAAAGUCUUGAUAAGCGGGAACGUUUGUUUUGGUCCAAAUAUUCAAAUACUUGUAUCGAAUUACGUUUAAUAAAGUGGUUUAUAGAAAACGAUACUGACUCUGCUUUGGAAUUUACUCACGUUUUUAAUACUGCAGUCACAUAUAAAAUUACGAUUUCGGACAAAUUAAGUCCUCUUGUUCUACCAGAAUAUUUUACAAUACAAGAUGUGAGAUCAUUCACCCAGCAAGUUCCAAUGAUCAUACAUAUUCUACCAACAACUCCUCCAUUAUAUAAAGCAACAAUCACGUUAACAUCCUUGGAUGAUAAAGAACUUCGAACAUAUGUUAUUAACUGCUUACGAUCAUAAAGGCAAGUUAUCAUUAUUAUAUAAUUAUGCAGGUACAUGAAAAUAAAUUAUUUAACUGUAAACAUAAUUUAUUUUCGGUAUAGGAAGUUUAGAAACAUAAUAAAGAGGGAAUAAAAUAAUGUGAAAUAGU